AUGAGGCUUGAUUCAGUACAUUUUUCCAUGCUGGUCAUCGGGGUCUCCUUCGCCUGCUACUCCCCGAGUUUAAAUUCCCUGCAGGACCAGGCUUACAAAUCAACGGUGGUUAUUGAAGGCAAGGUGCAUUCGGUACCUGCGAAUGUCUCCACGGAGCCGUACAGUGUGAAUGUCAAAGUCCUGGACUUGUGGCCGUUGAACAGCGGUGGUUUGGAACGAGAGCAGCUCGUCACCGUCGGGGAAUUCGGCUCCGAGGCUCCGUGCAUCACAGUGGAAAAGGACCACAGAUAUAUAUUUUUCAUGGACCCAACCGACGAGCCCUUGGUAUUCAAGGCAUCGUUUGCUCCCUUAGACACCAAUGGGAAGAAUCUAAAAAAAGAUGUUGGGAGGAUCUUGUGCGAAGACUGCGCUACUGCCCCACAGGUAAAGCCCUUGAAGAACCAGUCGGUGGUGGAGGGGAACAAGCUCCUGCUGAAAUGUGAGGCGUCGGGGAAGCCCACUCCGGAGUACAAGUGGUACAGAGACGGCAGCGAGUUCAAGAAGAGCAAGGAGGUGAAGAUAAAGAGCAGCAAGAAAAACUCCCGGAUCCAGAUCAACAGAGCGCGGCUGGAGGAUUCUGGGAACUACACGUGCGUGGCCGAGAACAUGCACGGGAGGGACAACUCCACCAGCACCGUCACCGUCCAGAGCAGUACCACCACCCUCUCUCCCGGGUCGGGCCACGCCCGGCGGUGUAAUGAGACGGAGAAGGCGUACUGUGUUAACGGCGGGGACUGUUACUUCAUACACGGUAUCAAUCAGCUGUCCUGCAAGUGUCCAAAUAACUUUACCGGAGAUCGCUGUCAAACCGACGUUAUGGCCGGUUUCUACGAGCGUCUCGGGAUUGAGUUUAUGGAGGCAGAGGAGCUCUACAAGAAGAGGGUCCUGACCAUCACUGGCAUCUGCGUGGCCCUGCUGGUGGUAGGAAUCGUGUGUGUGGUCGCCUACUGCAAGACCAAGAAACAGAGGAAGAAAAUGCACAGCCACCUGAGGCAAAACAUGUGUGCAGAAAACCCGAACCGGAACCUGGCAAACGGACCCAACCACCCAGGACCGGGCCCAGAGGAGAUCCCCAUGGUGGAUUACAUCUCAAAGAACGUUCCGGCGACGGAGCGGGUGAUACGGCACGCGGGGACCUCCUUCACCGGGAGCCGAGCGUCUUCCAGAUCCCACCACUCAUCGACAGCGACGCACUCUUCCAGUCACAGAAACGAGGACCGCACGUGGAGUCUGGACCGAACGGGCAGCGUGGCGUCCGACUCGCGCUCGGGCGUGAUGUCGUCCUCGGUGGGGACCAGUAAAUGCAACAGUCCUGCCUGCAUGGAGGCGCAGGCCUGGCGUGUGGCACACUGUGGCAUUACUGAGCCCCGGGUCGAGCCUCGGUACAGGGACUCCUUCGACUCGCUGGGAGACUCGCCACACAGCGACAGGUACGUGUCGGCCCUGACCACGCCCGCCCGCCUCUCCCCGGUGGACUUCCACUACUCACUGCCCCCGCAGGUGCCUACCUUCCACAUCACCUCCCCGGGCGCCGGCCACGCCCUGUCCCUGCCCCCCUCCGCCCAGACCCCCUACUACCUGGAGGACGACCAGCCCCUGCUGCGGAGGUUCCAGCUGCCCCUGCAGGACGUCCCCGCCAGGCAGCACCGGCACGAGGUCCCCGCCCGGCAGGCCCGACACGACGGCCCCGCCCGCCGCACGUACCUCUGCGACAGCACAGGCAGCCUGCCCUCCAGCCCCUACCGGCCGGCAGAGGACGAGGACUACGAGACCACGCAGGAGUACCUGUCCUCGCUGGAGCAACCAAAGAGGAGCGCCUCCGGGGGCGGGAGGCGCUGGAGGAGGUCCAGACUGAACGGGCACGUGGCCCCGCGGGGGGAGACGGCCCGGGACUACAGCUCGCAGAGCUGCCUGUCGGACAGCGACUCCGAGGAGGAGGAGGAGCAGGGCGAGAGCACGCCCUUCCUCAGUAUGCUCAACAUGAACGCAGAGCCCACGCCCGCGUACGGCCGGACUCACCACCCGCCCGGGCGGCACGGCCCCAGGGCCGCCGGAGCCCAGACCAGACUCUCCCACCCGCGGGCCAAGCCAGACAGUGCACCCCUUUAAGAGAAGAACACGAAAAAACACACAGAAAACACGAAAAAAAAAACUCAAACAAAAGGAAAAAAAAAAAAGAACAAAAAAAAACAAACCUCCCGACAAACAAUAUGCUAUAGACCUGCACCUAUAAGAAAUAUUUUUAUUUUAUAUAACAGACAGAUAUUCUAAACAAAUGAAAUAUUUAUUUUCAUUUUAGCAAAAGUUGUCUACUAGCUAACAGCAAAGACUUUUUUAUAGGAAUACUAUUUAUAUGUAAAUUUUGAUUUACAGCAUUAAAAAAGACGUGCCAAUUUUUUCACAACUUAAAAAAUAGAAUAAUAUUGUGGUGCCUUUUGCUGUUUGCCGAUGCCAGAGGGCCAGUUGGGUUUUUCUACCCUUUCUUACACGGACUCCUCGUUUUUAUAGACAUUCCUUUCCUUCUCUUUCUUUUUUCUUUUUUUUUGGUUGUUUGGGAUCUCCCCCCCAUUUGAACUGUGAUAUUUUCUCUCUUCAUGCAAUAUAAGCCACUUCUGCAUAGGUGUAUGUUUACAUGAAUAUGAUUCUCAGACGUGAUGUUUGACAUUUUCUUUUCUCUGACAGGAAAUUGACAAAUGCAACGCAGUCCCAUUUCCUAACUUAAGGAGAAACCCCAUUGUGUGUUGAGCCUUGCCAACGAACUCACGGUGUUUUUUCUUUUUUCUUUUUUCCUUUUUCGUUUGUUCUUCGCUGCCUGUUACUGCGAGGGGGUUCCCGUAGGUUAAGGAGGAGUGCGGGUGUGCAAGUGAGCAUGACGCGUUUCGGAGUUGCCUGUACAUAAAAAGGUUAGCAUGUUUGAGACGGAGGCGCUGUGUACUAUGCGUGUGCGUGAGCGUGUGCGUGUGUGUGUGUGUGUGUGCGUGUGCGAGCCGCCUGUGUUUCUGUGUAGUAGCGUGUGUCACAGCCUCUGUCUAGCCCAGGGUUCUACGUUCCUGAGAAACGGGGAGAAUCUCGAAGGGUAUGUGUAUAAUUUUUAAAAUCUCGAAGGGUAUGUGUAUGAUUUUUAGGGACAAGCUCUGUUGCACUGUUCCCCUGCUUUGGGAGUAACUAGGGGGCCAAGGAGAUGCGAAGUGGUGAGCUAAUCCAGCCUGGGUCUGAUUCUGGCCUGAAUGGACCGCCCAAACAACCCCCAAACCGCCCCUAACCCCCCC
Messenger RNA from Conger conger (European conger), 3308 nucleotides. Its product is annotated as pro-neuregulin-2, membrane-bound isoform-like. The transcript is spliced from 11 exons. Lineage: Eukaryota; Metazoa; Chordata; Actinopteri; Anguilliformes; Congridae. Gene Ontology annotation, molecular function: signaling receptor binding. The coding region runs from base 1 to 2148 and encodes 715 amino acids. Gene Ontology annotation, biological process: intracellular signal transduction; nervous system development; animal organ development. The record is from RefSeq and is a predicted model, not a curated record.